Messenger RNA from Triticum aestivum (bread wheat), 3555 nucleotides. RefSeq names its product glycine-rich domain-containing protein 1. Bases 269 to 3376 code for a protein of 1035 amino acids. Lineage: Eukaryota; Viridiplantae; Streptophyta; Magnoliopsida; Poales; Poaceae. The transcript has 9 exons. The record is from RefSeq and is a predicted model, not a curated record.
UCAGAAAGUGUGCAGAGGCUGCGCAACACACGCUAUGGGUGCCGACCGGCCCGCCCUUAACUGAAAGCAGCUCAUACAUUAUCGGUAUCGCGCCGCGUCGCUGUGGAUAGCGAUCGAUGCCAGUAUUUCAGUUCGUCAACAAUUUAUCUCCAUCCUCUCCCCGCAUCACUGUAUAAAUAGGGAGCGCGCGAAGGACAGGAGCCGUGGUGACAGAGUCUGUAGCGCAGCAAUCUCCCUCAGGUGGGUCAGAGCAAGGGGGAGAAGAAAGAUGGACGCGGAGCAGGAGUCGCGGUGGGCGGCGGCGCAGGGGAUCGGCAUCGGCGAGGACCUCGUCCCGGCCGCGCUGCGCCACCUGGAGUUCCUAGCCGCGGUCGACCGCCGCCGGUGGCUCUACGACGGCCCGCUGCUCCACAGGGCCAUACGCAGGUACAAAGCUUGCUGGCUUCCCCUUCUUGCCAAGCACACCGAGGCCACUGUUGCAGAUGAUGAGCCUUUGGUUGUUCCGCUUGACUGUGAAUGGAUAUGGCACUGCCAUCGGCUUAACCCGACUCGAUAUAUAAAGGACUGCAAGAGAUUAUAUGGCAGGAUACUGGACUGUAAGAAUGUCAGGUCCUCCAUUCAAGCAAAGUCCAAGGAUCGGUCCGAGAAAGUUUGGACUGAGUUAUAUCCUGGAGAGCCUUUUGACUUGGAGUACAGUGGCAGCCCUUCCGACGAUUCUGUUUACGUGGGUGAUGAAACCGCAGGAGGCAUUUCCUAUGAUCUGGUCUCAGCUGUUAAGAGACAGUCUUCUUUCGUCUACCAGGUUGGAACACCAAACAUGCAUGAUCAGCGUUUUCUUGAAGACGCUUUAGCUCGGUACAAAGGUUUUUUGUAUCUGAUCAAGAUGAACCAGGAGAAAGGAAUGAACCUUUUUCGUGUGCCAACCUACGAUGUGGAUCUAAUGUGGCACACUCACCAACUGAAUUCUGUUGCCUACUGCAAUGACAUGCUGUGUCUCCUUGGGAGAGUUCUGGAGCAUGAUGACACGGAUGACGAUCGAGCUGAAGGAAAGAAGCUCGACACCGGAUUUUCAGGGACCACCGAGCAGUUUGAGAAUAGCUUUGGUGUGAGGUAUUGGAAGGCUGGCGCUAUGUACCGUGGAAGCUUGCCAUCUCCUGUGACAUCCGUUCCUCAGAUUUUCAGUGGUGAGGGCGAUAGUGUUUUUGGUGUCGGUGAAGCAGAGAAGCAUCUUGCUAUUCUUGAAACAAACGUUGUGGAGUUGUAUUUACAGAUUGUGGACAUCAAGAAUUUACCAUCUGCAAUUCCUGAGAAAAGCGUUUAUGUAUGGUACACCAAGACUAAACCAGAUGCAUUCAUCCGUGAUGGCGGCAGGUUGGAUAUUUCAUCGAAAACAGGGAAGAGUAUCGGAGCAGGUUUCCAAUGCGAACCGACUGGCGAAAUCAUUCUUACAGUAAUGGUUGAUCAGGCCUGUUUUGGGGCAUCAUCAUCAUCGAAGAAACCAGAACCGUUGGGGAAGGUUUCGAUCUCUCUUCAAGAGGUUACAGGGCAUGAUUCUAGUCUCUCCUUUGAGAGGUGGUUUGAACUGAAAACUUGUGGUGCGUAUGCCGGUUCCCCUCCUGUCAGUCUUCGUGUUGCCGCAUCUUGUACUGUCCCAAGGCAGGCUCCACAGGUCCUUAGCAUGGUCAAUGUAAAGCCUUGCUCUCUGAGGGCCUGUCUAUUGCCACAUUCCAUCGAGGAUCAAAAUAUGAGCUCCUGGACUCGCUUCGUGUAUGAUUGUGGUACUGAACUCAUUCGUCUUCAGAUAAGGGAGCACAAGGCCAAGAGUGGCAUGGCUCUCGUUCGAGAAUUGGUCGGAGUAACAAAGUCAUCAGAGCAGCCAUUGCAGCUUGCACAAUUCACGGAAAACAAAUGGUCUUUUAACAACUCCAACUCAUCCAUCACUCUUGACCUGAAACCAAGCAAGGAUGGCUGCAUAAAUGAGCUCAAAUACGACAGCAAACUGAUCAAACUAUACAGGGGAAGGAGACUAGCAUAUGAACUCAAAUGCUGCAGUCAGCAUGCUGAAGAUACUGCAGCCGUUACUGCGGUGAAGUUCUCUGCUGAACACCCCUAUGGCAAAGCAGUCGCACUAGUUGACGCUGAAUCAGAGUUUAUCACGGUGGAUGAGGAUUGGUUCCUGCUUCCCUGGAUCGCAAUAUCAUUCUUAUUCCUGAAUUCCAUUGGCAAAGAUGGUGCAAAGCUCAUCGAAGGUGCCAUGGUACAGAAGGGUGAAAGAGUUAAGCCUGAUACUACAGUGGCUUCUGAAAUGGUGAAAGGUGGAGCAGCAGGCGCCACUGCUGGUCCGGCGCAAUGUGGAGCUUGUGGCACGGCUGGUGGCGGUGACAAGGUCAUGGCAAGUGACAAGGCCGGUCAUGCUAGCUAUGGCAGCUCAGUCACUGCAAGCGGCAAGGUGGCUGAUUCUAAGUGUGGUGGUUGUGGAUCAGGCUGUGGUGGUGGAUGCGGUGUCUCUGUGGUCACCAUGAGCUACAAGAAAGGUCACGCGAGCUGUGGCAUCGUUGCAGGUGGCGAGAAUGGCCAUAUUGAGUCUGCUGGGUGUGGAUCAGGAUGCGGUGGUUCCUGCGGUGGCAACAUGGUUAUUGAAAGUUCCCAUGAGGGGAACACCAAGUCAGGUGGCUGCGGUUCAGGUUGUGGUGGCAGUUGCAGCGGUAUGGUGGUCGAAGGCUCCAAAAUUGGCCAUGCCAAGUCAGGCGGGUGUGGCUCGGGUUGUGGUGGUGGUUGCGGCGGCAUGCUGAUUGAACACUCCAAGACAAGUUGCACCAAGUCUAGCGGUUGUGGCUCAGGCUGCGGUGGUGGUUGCGGCAGCAUGGUCAUGGAAGGCUCCAAGACUGGCUUCACCAAGUCAGGCGGUUGCGGUUCGGGUUGUGGCGGUGGUUGCGGAAAUAUGGCCAGUGAAGGCUCCAAGAGUGGUUUCGCCAAGUCAGGCGGUUGCGGUUCAGGCUGUGGCGGUGGUUGCGGCAGCAUGGUCAUUGAAGGCUCCAAGACUACCUUCACCAAGUCAGGCAGUUGUGGUUCGGGCUGUGGCGGCGGUUGCGCUUCAGGCUGUGGCGGUGGUUGCGGCAACAUGGUCAUUGAAGGCUCCAAGACUACCUUCACCAAGUCAGGCGGUUGUGGUUCGGGUUGUGGCGGCGGUUGCGGUUCAGGCUGUGGCGGUGGUUGCGGCAGCAUGGUCAUUGAAGGCUCCAAGACUGCCUUCACCAAGUCAGGUGGUUGCGGUUCAGGCUGUGGCGGUGGUUGCGGCAGCAUGGUCAUUGGCUCCAGGACUGCCUUCACCAGGUCAGGCGGUUGCGGUUCGGGCUGCGGCGGCGGUUGCGGUUGAGGCUGUGGUGAUGAUUGUGGUAGCAUGUGAUGGAAAUAUGCCCUAGAAGCAAUAAUAAAAUUGUUAUUAUUAUAUUUCAGCUCAAUAUAAUUAAGUUGGUGGAAAAGUUGAACUGAGAUUUAAUGUUUGGGUUUUCAGUUUUAAGGAAUGAAUGGCAUCCAUUGCCAGUGUUUUUUUUC